This is a messenger RNA of Penicillium odoratum, 564 nucleotides long. RefSeq lists its product as uncharacterized. Bases 1 to 564 code for a protein of 187 amino acids. The record is from RefSeq and is a predicted model, not a curated record. The transcript is spliced from 2 exons. NCBI's taxonomy places the organism in Eukaryota, Fungi, Ascomycota, Eurotiomycetes, Eurotiales, Aspergillaceae.
AUGAAUCGUAUCUCCGACACCAUCUACGCCGACCACCGGGAACUCAAGCUAUACUACGAUCAAAUCAUCCACUCGGAAGAUGCCGAUGAACAGACUCGUUGGCAGAAUCAGUUUACCUGGGAAUUAGCUCGUCAUGUGGUUGGCGAGGAACUAGUGCUGUACCCGGCGCUGAAUAAGUACCUACACCAAGAUGUAGCCGAAGACCGGCAACAACAUCAAACAAUCAAAGAGGAACUGGCCGUGUUUCAGGACCUUAAAGCCACUGACCCACGCUUCAUACCCACCCUGGCAGUUCUCAUGGGAGAUUUAGCAAUCCACGUUAAUCACGAAGAAGUGGAUCUUAUAAAUCUCGAAUCAUCAAUCACGGGAGAGCAAAGUCGACGUUUAGCGGCAUCUUUUGACCGUACAAAACACUUCGUUCCAACACGUGCUCAUCCUAGCGCUCCCGAUCGUCCCCCUUAUCAGACCGUUGUCGGAUUGAUUACGGCUCCACUGGAUCAUUUACAGGAUCUUUUUAGGAAAUGGCCUGAGUCUGAUGAAAUUGUUCCUGGUACUCUAGAGUAA